Coregonus clupeaformis (lake whitefish) is the source of this 3839-nucleotide messenger RNA. Its product is annotated as WD repeat-containing protein 44. The record is from RefSeq and is a predicted model, not a curated record. Lineage: Eukaryota; Metazoa; Chordata; Actinopteri; Salmoniformes; Salmonidae. The transcript is spliced from 20 exons. Gene Ontology annotation, molecular function: protein binding. The coding region runs from base 528 to 3263 and encodes 911 amino acids.
AGGGGGCUUGGUAGCUGUCAGAUAAGUUCUCGCGAGAUUUCCGUAUGUGCGUUUUUAAUCUUUUGGGGUGUUCUUCUUCCUUCUUGUUUAUGAAGCUACCCUAAAUUUGGUGCGGCUGCAGUCCUUUUUCGAGGAAGACCGCGGGAAUGGGCAGUCGUUUUAGCGUUGAACUUUAGUUCAGAGUAUUUAUUUAUGAAUUGAUUCAAGAAACUUGGUAGCUAGCUAAAGACUGGGCCACCUUCUUCGUUAGCUAGCUGGCUACGUUAGCAAUAGCGGCCAGUACCGGCAGUAUCUAGUACACACAGGUGAGUGGCCUCUCCCACUAGGCACAUUAGCUAGUAGCUAGCUAGCAACAUCUGGGUGUAUCCUAGUUUUCAGUAGAGUACCCUUUUUUAUUUCCUGUACGAAUUGUAUGUCUUCAUCACUUCAAACCGACCACAUCUCAAUAUUUCCCUUGUUGGAGAGACACUGGCGUUGUAUGCAUCUAAACUAGCUAGGUAGCAAGCAAGUUCACGUUAGCUAGCUAAAUGGCGUCAGAUAGUGACACAGAGGAAUUCUACGAUGCUGCUGAAGACGUCAGUUUUACUCCAUCUCCUAAAGUGACACCUGCAAAGUUUGUCCUUCCCACACCUCAGGGGGUGGUAGAGAGCCCAACAGUGGAUGUGGCUGUUGGGCUGGCCCACCCUGAGGCACGCCAAGAUGACUCCAUCCAGAUCAUCGACAGCAUCAUUGAGGAGAGCCAGAAGGGAAGUGCGGUGGAGGAGGCUCAGCUGAUGGGGGAGAGGAAUGUUGAUACAAGGGCAGAGUCAGAGGUGAAGAACGAGACUGUGGCCCCUGUAGAACCAGAGCGUCCCGCUAUGGAACCUCAGCCUGUGGUUGAGAGAUCAGAGCAGCCACAGGAACAGCAGGGAGUGUGUUCCAUGGCUCUCCCAGACAUCCCCAGCCUGUUGGCUGGGUCACACGAGCACGUCCAGCCCCCAGACAUCACCAGCGCCCUAGGGCAGGGGCAGAGUCAACCAGACCUCCCGCAGGACCUCCCUGACCUUCCCCGGGUGUCUGCAGACAUGGACAGGGAGCAGAGACCAGCAGACAUCCUAGACCAGGUUCCCCUUACAGACAAGCCGGCUGACUCCUCCGACCCAGGGCCUACUAAACCCCCACGGCAGUUCACUGUAGAGCCUGACAUUGUGGCCAGCACCAAGAAGCCUCCACCCUCACGCCCACCCCCUCCCAGCGGAGCUCCUCCUCCACGGCCGCCACCCCCAUCCCGGCCUGCUUUACCCCUCAGCAAGAAGUCCCAGGAGUGUAUGAGGCCCACAGGACUGGAAGUGUGUGCAACGGAGCUGGAGGAGCCAUGUGGCCUGGUGUCUCCCAGCAGCACAGUAAGGAGCAUCACCAAGGAUCUGCAGCACUCUCUGGACCUGGCCAGCGCCACCAGUGGGGACAAGGUGGUCACAGCACAGGAGAAUGAGGAUGAGCAGGCAUCCAGUCCCAUUGGUGACACUUUAGGUCCUCAGCGUCCACGAUCCAACUCUGGCAGAGAGCUGACUGAUGAGGAGAUCCUGGCGAGUGUGAUGAUUAAGAAUCUGGACACUGGUGAGGAGAUCCCUCUGAUCCAGGCAGAGGAGAAGCUUCCCACAGGGAUCAACCCACUCACAUUACACAUCAUGAGGAGGACCAAGGAGUACAUCACGAAUGAUGCAGCACAGUCAGAUGAUGAUGACAAGGCCCAGGCUCCCUUGAGCGACACAGAUGGAGGGAAGCUGAAACAGAAAACCACUCGGCUGAAGAAGUUCCUGGGCAAGUCUGUGAAGAGGGCCAAGCAUCUGGCUGAAGAAUAUGGUGAGAAGGCCGUCAACAAGGUGAAGAGUGUCCGUGAUGAAGUGUUUCACAACGACCAGGAUGACCCGUCGUCCAGUGAUGAUGAGGGGAUGCCCUACACCCGGCCUGUCAAGUUCAAGGCAGCCCACAGCUUCAAGGGCCCUUUCGACUUUGAUCAGAUCAAGGUGGUCCAGGACCUGAGUGGAGAGCACAUGGGUGCAGUGUGGACCAUGAAGUUCUCUCACUGUGGGAGGUUGUUGGCGACAGCAGGCCAGGACAACGUGGUGCGAAUCUGGGUUCUGAAAAAUGCCUUUGACUACUUCAACAACAUGAGGAUAAAGUACAACACUGAAGGUCGUGUGUCGCCCUCUCCCUCUCAGGAAAGCCUGUGUUCCUCCAAAUCAGACACGGACGGUGGGGUGAGUAAGAUGAGCAGUGUUCCUGAAGACCCCGAUUCAGAGGACAAGAAUCUCCCCUUCCGCCAAGUCCCCUUCUGCAAGUACAAGGGUCAUACGGCUGACCUGCUGGACUUGUCCUGGUCAAAGAACUACUUCCUGCUUUCCUCGUCAAUGGAUAAGACGGUCAGACUGUGGCACAUAUCUAGGAGAGAGUGUCUAUGCUGCUUUCAGCAUAUUGACUUUGUCACAGCCAUCGCAUUCCAUCCUAGAGAUGACAGGUACUUCCUGAGUGGCUCUCUGGAUGGGAAGCUGCGUCUGUGGAACAUCCCAGACAAGAAGGUGGCCCUGUGGAACGAGGUGGAUGGACAAACACGCCUCAUCACUGCUGCCAACUUCUGCCAGAACGGGAAGUACGCUGUCAUCGGCACCUAUGAUGGCCGCUGCAUCUUCUACGACACCGAGCGCCUUAAAUACCACACCCAAAUCCACGUACGGUCGACCAGAGGCAGGAAUCGAGUAGGACGGAAAAUCACAGGUAUCGAGCCUCUGCCUGGAGAGAACAAGAUUCUGGUAACCUCCAAUGACUCCAGGAUCCGCCUGUAUGACCUGAGGGACCUGUCUCUGUCCAUGAAGUACAAGGGUUACGUCAACAGCAGUAGUCAGAUCAAAGCCAGCUUCAGCCAUGAUUACUCAUUCAUUGUGAGUGGCUCAGAGGAUAAGUAUGUGUACAUCUGGAGCACCUAUCACGACCUGAGCAAGUUCACCUCUGUACGACGAGACCGCAAUGACUUCUGGGAGGGAAUUAAAGCCCACAAUGCAGUAGUGACAUCUGCCAUUUUUGCGCCACAUCCUAACCUGAUCGUCCCCCAGGAGGCGGGGGCAGAGAAAGCGGGGGCUGGGGCCGAUGCAGAGUGUAAGAGCUUGGACUCUACUGACUCGGAGACCAUUCCCUCAGGGGCUCUGAAGACUGAUCAUACAGAGGUUCUGCUCUCUGCUGACUUCACCGGCGCCAUUAAGGUUUUCAUCAAUGUAAAAAAGUACUGAGCAAUUCAGCCUGAAAGGCUUCAACCUGAACCCUUACUGAUCUGUCCGCCAAUGUACAGUCCUACAAUGGAAGCAGAGCAAACCGCUGCCCUACCAACGCUUCUAAAACCGGCCAAUCGCCUACUGGUGAGUGCUCCGGGAGGGAGGAGUCAUCCUCCGGAGAACAGGGACCCUAAAGUAGAGGAUGAUGGGAAGGUGGAGGAAGUGAACUGUAAAUGGAGGAAGCAGCUCACUGAUGUCCUGUCACAUUUUGUUUUUCUUUUUUAACAAAGAACAAGUGUGCACUGUGUUUUGAAGUAAAGCAGGUUUGUGAGACAGGGUCGGACUGUAUAUCAGGACCAGAAACUGGAUCUGGUAACUGAGGGAUGGAUGGUUAAAAUACACUGUAAUGUAAGCUAUUUGUCAGAGUGUAAGGGGUACACUGUCUUACUCUUAACUUUACUGCUUUUCUAGUUCCCCACGAUCCUCCCUGCCAGGAAUGACUGUCUUAAAUUUUACUAAAUAAUCAUUUCAGUUGCAAAUCUUCAUUUGUCUGUCAGUGUGUAUUGAAAAAUAAAAUGGAACCACAGAUUUUUU